GAAGUAGUGACCCUGCAAGAAAGAAAAGGCUUCUUUUGAAAACCGACCCAUCAUCAUUGAAUUGAAAUUCAAUGAUAAACAAAACAACAGAAACAAACAACAUUAACAAUAACAUAAUAAACAUAAAGCCAUGUUCCUCUGACACAACAAUCCUCAUCCUCUUCCUUUUCAUCAUCUCUCAGAUUCCUUGUUUCUCAUCUCAACAAUCUCUGAGUCACUCUAAGGGCGGAAGUGAGAGCGGCUUGGCAAAGAACGGCUAACCGUUGCUUUGUCCAAGAAGAUGCAAAGAGAGCUCCCAAGUUAGCAUGUUGUCAACCUUGCUGCACAGCUUCGAAACCGGUCGAUGCCGGAACUGCCAAUGCAGCAGAUGAAUCUAAUCAUGCUGCUGUUAGUGCCACCUCUUUUAACAACAAAUCUUCACUUUCCAAUCUAACACCUGACUCAAGAUGGUGGUUGCACCCGCAGCCGAGUUCCGGAUCUCGAAAAGGUUUAACAUAUGAAGAGUUAAUUUCAUUACAGGAUGACAUUGAGAUUUUGAAAGCUAGUGAUGAAACUAAAGCGUUCAAAAGAAAUGAUGCUACUCAGUUUAGUGAUAAGAAUGAUUUUGUUGACUGCUCGAUGUCCUUAGAAUCAGAUUUUUCUUGGAUUGAAGUUGGUAAGUCAUGGCCUUGGUGGCGAACUUCGGAUAGAGACGAGUUAGCUUCCUUUGUUUCGCAGAAAUCGGUGAACCACAUUGAGAAUUGCGACCUUCCUCCGCCGCAGAAGUAUCUUAGUAGGCAGCCUUGUGGCUCUGCCGAUUCGACGGCUCGAUCGAAGGGAAGUUUACUGGAACUUUCUUGCGAUACAAGGCAUGUAUAUCUUGCUUCUAACAAGUCUUCAAGCAUUUAUAGCUCAAUCCAUGAGGAUGAUAUGGAUCAAGUUUUGGAGGGAAACCAUAGCAAAACACAACUGAUAGAAGCACUGUGUCGCUCUCAAACAAGGGCGAGGAUGGCGGAAGAGGCUGCGAAACAGGCUUAUGCCGAGAAAGAGCACAUUAUUACACUGUUUUUCAAACAGGCUUCACAACUCUUCGCCUAUAAGCAAUGGUUUCAGUUGCUGCUUCUAGAAAAUCUUCACAUUCAGCUCAAGAAUAGCAAGGAUCAGCAAAUCUCUGGUCUCUUCCAGGCUCCGGCGUCCUUUGAAUGUGGCGCGAAACCUUGGAAGACAAGGCAUAAACCAAAAGGUGAUAUCACAACAACAUAUGCUGUGGCAUUUGCUUUAGGAUUGAGUCUUGUUGGUGCUGGCUUGAUCUUAGGAUGGAGUGUUGGAUGGAUGUUACCGCGUUUGUAGCGGCCGCGGCCGCGUCGUAGGGUUUAGAUCUAAGAAAUUGAAGAUCCAUUUUUGCAUGCUUAGAACUUGAAGAAAAUGAGCAUGUUUGAUGGGAAAUGGUUAAGAGAGAAUGUGUAUGGGAAUUUUGUAUAUUUGUGUUCUUAACAUAGUGCACAUUUUCUGAAUUGUAAUCCCUUUUGUGAAGAAAUUGUUUACCAAAAUUGUGCAGAUAA
Arachis ipaensis is the source of this 1541-nucleotide messenger RNA. NCBI's taxonomy places the organism in Eukaryota, Viridiplantae, Streptophyta, Magnoliopsida, Fabales, Fabaceae. The record is from RefSeq and is a predicted model, not a curated record.